Molecule: messenger RNA, 1149 nt
Organism: Galendromus occidentalis (western predatory mite)
Lineage: Eukaryota; Metazoa; Arthropoda; Arachnida; Mesostigmata; Phytoseiidae
Product: CCAAT/enhancer-binding protein delta-like
Exons: 3
Coding region: 1-1149 (382 amino acids)
Biological process (GO): regulation of transcription by RNA polymerase II; DNA-templated transcription
Molecular function (GO): DNA-binding transcription factor activity, RNA polymerase II-specific; RNA polymerase II cis-regulatory region sequence-specific DNA binding
Source: RefSeq, a predicted model, not a curated record
AUGGACUCGCCAGACAGACAAAUAUAUGAAGGCGUGAACGGUGGAGGCGGCGGUGAAGACCCUAAGCAACGACAACAACAGCAGGCUGCCGCAGGUGGCGCAAACAAUUCACUGUUUGCCGGUGGCCAACGCUGUUCCAGUUCAUCCCCUACUUCGGCUAACAGUAGCCCCACAACAGCCAGGGUGCCGAGCUCAGGCAGUCUGAACCACUUCGACUUCGGGGACGGCUGCGUCGUUCCGGACCUGUCAGACCUAGGCAGCUUUGAUCUAGGCAACUUCAUAGCUGCCCAGAAUAACGGUUUGUCAGGAGCGUCACUCGCAUCGUCUCUCGGAAGCUCGCAAUCAUCGGAAAGUUCACAGGGAUCGAAUUUAGGAGAAUCGGACAUUCUAUUCACUGAUUUGCUCACUGAACAGCAACAGCGGAACGGUCGCAUCAAUUUGGUUAAUCUCCAGUAUACCGAACGGCUUAGUGGGUCUCCGGACCGAUUCGAUAGCCCUUCUCCAGCCGUACCGAUCAAACGGGAACCACUGGAUCAGAACGACUAUAACAGGGAGGCCGCCUAUGGGCGAAAUCUGCUCGCGGCGGCCUUCCCCGCAUUAUCUGGAACUUCGGCGGGCCAGAUGGGGCUGCCUGGAAACGUUGCCGGAAACAACCAAAUGCACUCGCACACCGUACACCAGGCUCAGGUACCACGGCCGUCGCCUACUGUUCCUGUGAAUAUCUUUUCACACGAUCUGAACCAGCCGCAUCGGGGGCUCCAGAACGGUCAUCUCGGAGCCAUCGCAGGCCACAACGGCCUCCCCGGGCAAGUGCUCGCGCAUAAGGCGCAUAUCAAGCAGCCGAACCUAAUGCAGAAGACUGGAAAGAAGUUCGUUGACAAGACUUCGGAGGAAUAUCGAAGGCGGAGGGAACGUAACAAUAUAGCAGUGCGGAAAAGCAGAGAAAAAGCAAAGCAGAGGACAAGAGACACCGAACGAAAAGUGACAGAGUUGAACCGCGAGAACGAAGGCCUCAGAAAGAAGGUCGAGAUGCUCACCAAGGAACUGACUGUGCUCAAAUCGUUGCUAACAAAUGUCGGAGUCCCCCCCGAGAACGUGGAUUCGGAACUCGCCCGUUCGCUCCACAUGGGCCCACCUGAUCAUUACUGA